Bolinopsis microptera is the source of this 1159-nucleotide messenger RNA. RefSeq names its product hydroxysteroid 11-beta-dehydrogenase 1-like protein. The transcript has a single exon. Gene Ontology annotation, molecular function: oxidoreductase activity. Gene Ontology annotation, cellular component: intracellular membrane-bounded organelle. The record is from RefSeq and is a predicted model, not a curated record. NCBI's taxonomy places the organism in Eukaryota, Metazoa, Ctenophora, Tentaculata, Lobata, Bolinopsidae. The coding region runs from base 1 to 1005 and encodes 334 amino acids.
AUGAACUACAAAAUACCUCUCCUCAUUGUUCUAAUCUCCGCCUCCCUCUACUAUUUCUUCUCACCUGCCUCCCCACUCUCAGACACACAACUCACAGAACAUCUUAAUGGCAAGGUAGUCCUCAUCUGUGGAGCUAGCAGUGGUAUAGGAGAGGAACUUGCUUACCAAUUAGCUGCCCAUGGAGCUAAACUCGUACUGGUGGCAAGAAGUCAGGAUAAGUUAGACAAAGUUAGAACAGAAAUAAUAAAAAGAGGGGCCCCAGAUGAAGAUGUGAUAACUAUAUCUCUUGACUUCUCAGAUGUGUCUAAAAGCAAGGAGGUCGUGGACCAAACAUUAGAAAAGUUCGGAGGACUUGAUUACCUGGUCUCUAACCACGCUGCAAUAUUUACUGGUCCCUUUCUGGGCCUGCCUCAUCUUCAAGAUCCUGAGUACAUCGAGAAGAUAUUCAGAGUAAACUUGUUCAGUCAUAUCCAACUUGCUGUUCAUGCCCUGCCACAUUUAGAGAAAAAUAAUGGUCACAUCUACUUUACUUCUUCAUUAGCUGGAGAGAUACCAGUAUAUAGAAGCAGUUUAUAUUGCUCAACAAAACAUGCAAUGAACGGGUUCUUUUACAGUCUUCAACAAGAACUACUUGCUAGAGAGUCUUCUGUGUCUCUAACGAUCGGCUCACUUGGUCUCAUUUUAACAAAGGAAAUAUCUCAGUUGAUGGCAUUUGGACAUCCUUACCCAGCGUGGGCCAGAGGAAGUUUGGAGGAGUGCUCAAGAGGAGUUAUGGAAGCCUAUAUAACGAGACCCCAAACUAUGACAUAUCCCAGAAUCGCUGGUAUGAUUUAUAGGGCCAACUGGUAUUUUGACCCGCAUUUUCAUGAAGGCAUAAUUCAAAGAUUCAAAGCUAAGGGGACUGAAGGAAAAGGUUACAAGGAAGUAGUAGAAAAGGUCAGUCAGACAGCUGAUUUACUCAAAAAUAUGGAGUACCAACUGGGGUAUGGACCAGGAGAUAAAUAAGCAUAUUGAUAACUAAAAAGUAUAUAAACUGUGGUGUGUAUAAACUGUACUCAGAUUCAAUUAUCUAAAGCCACAGGUUAACUGCAGCUUUAACAAAUUGAAUCUCUUUGAUUUUUCCUUUUAUAUUUUAAAAUAGAAAUUUGCCUCCCAAAAA